Aethina tumida (small hive beetle) is the source of this 1728-nucleotide messenger RNA. RefSeq lists its product as uncharacterized. Gene Ontology annotation, molecular function: DNA-directed DNA polymerase activity; nucleotide binding; DNA binding. The transcript is spliced from 3 exons. Bases 1 to 1728 code for a protein of 575 amino acids. Gene Ontology annotation, biological process: DNA replication. Lineage: Eukaryota; Metazoa; Arthropoda; Insecta; Coleoptera; Nitidulidae. The record is from RefSeq and is a predicted model, not a curated record.
AUGGCUCUAGCAAAGCUACCUAAAGCUUUCGGCCUUGCUGGAAACUUUAAGAAGGUUUAUUUUCCACACUUGUUUAAUACCCUGGAAAAUCAGCAAUACGUGUGUCCUUUACCAUCUGCUGAAUUUUACGGUCCGAAUCAAAUGAAGCCCGAGGACCGACAUACGUUUUUAAACUGGCAUCAAGAGCAUCAGAAUGAUGUUUUUAAUUUCCAGGAGGAAAUCGUCGCAUAUUGCAAGUCGGACGUGGAAAUACUAAUGAGAGCCUGUCUUUCAUUUAGGUCGAUGCUUCUUAACGAGUGUAAGGUUUGUCCAUUCACCGAAGCAACAACAAUAGCAUCAGCGUGUAAUAAGGUGUUUGCACGAAACUAUCUGGAAGCCGAUACAAUCGCCGUUAUUCCCCGUGGUGGUUACCGAUUGGCUGAUAAUCAAUCGGUUAUCGCUUUACAAUGGUUGUUGUGGGAGGAGAACGUACGAGGAAUCACCAUACACCACGCCGGUACAGGUCGAGAACACCUAGUAGGAGGAGGACUCAAAGUUGACGGCUUUAAUGAGGAGCAACGUCAGCUGUUUCACAGAGACACAUCGAUUGGAGGAGGUAAAAUGGAUACCAUGCGAAAUCGUUACGAGGCCACCACCAUUAAAACGACUCGACUUCGCAACUUAGGAUUUGAAGUCAUCGAAAUGUGGGAAUGUAACUUCCGCACAUUAUUAAAACAGAGUUGUGAAGUGCGUGAUUUUGUCGAAAACCAUCCCGUGUUGGCAACAUCACCAUUGAUUCCUCGUGACGGUUUUUAUGGAGGCCGAACCGGAAACACUGUUACAUACUACAAAUGUAACGAGGGUGAGCGCAUCAAAUACAUCGAUGUAUGCUCGUUGUACCCUUUUGUGUGCAAGUACGGCCGAUUUCCUCUAGGACACCCCACAAUUUAUGUAGGAUCUGCAGCCCGGGACAUUGAUUUAUCCACCGUAGAUGGCAUGGUGAAAUGUAAAAUUUUACCACCCGCGCAGUUGUACCACCCCGUUCUCCCUGUCAGGAUGAAGGGAAAGUUAAUGUUCGCCCUUUGCAACAGCUGUGGUGAAAGUUCACAGCAGCGUGAGUGUUGCCAUACGGAGGAAGAACGGUUGUUCAUAGGGACAUGGGUAAUUGCAGAAGUCCUUAAAGCAUUGGAAAAAGGCUACAGACUGGUGGAAGUGUUUGAAGUGUGGACAUACGAAACGCGUCAAUACAACCAUGCGGCGGAAGCUGAAAAAGUGAAGCUAACACCGGAACGCAUCGAAAAUAACCCUGGUCUUCGAUACCUCGCCAAAUUAAUGUUGAAUUCGUUCUGGGGAGAGUUUGGACAACGUGAAAGCCAACCCCAAACAACGAUCGUCAACGAUCCUCAGGAAUGCUUUGAUCUCCUUGCGCAUCCGUCGAAGAAUGUCAACAGUAUGACUCCUGUGAAUGAACAAACUGUUGUAAUCAACUGGGAGUACGCCGACGAGGCUGUGGAAUCUCUGCCUACUGUGAAUGUGGUAAUUGCAGCUUUUGUUACAGCACAGGCCCGUUUGAAGUUGUACGAAUAUCUAGAGAUGUUGGAUACACAUGUUUUAUACUACGAUACCGAUUCCGUUAUCUAUGUGUCAAGCAACCAUUUUCCAGAUCCCCCGAUUGGAAAAUUCAUUGGGGAUAUGACCGAUGAGCUGGAGGUAUACGGUAUCGGUUCCUACAUCACGGAAUUUGUUUAG